ACCUGCUUAUAAGCACACCUGUCGCAUCAGCAACACACAAUUCCCUGAACCACUCACACUCCUUGUCGUUACAUAUACAGACAGCCAGACCCCAGCCGCAUGUCGUCCAGCAUGUCCGUGAGGAGCUUCUCCCUGGGCCGCCAGCCCUCCUUCUCCAGCCUCUCCCUGAGGGACAGCGUCCGCCAGCGUUCCCGGGCCUCCGUCUCCUUCUCCUCCUCGGGCCCACUCGGCCGCUCGGCCUCCAGCCUGGAACUCAACGGGCCCGUCAGCCUGCAGCACAACGGCAUCCAUGGCAACAGCGCCAACGAGAAGGAGGCCAUGCAGGGGCUGAACGGCCGCCUGGCCAGCUACCUGGACAAGGUGCGUACUCUGGAGCAUUCCAACGCAGAUCUGGAGAUGAAGAUUAAGAAGCUGAUGAUCGACCGCAUCCCCAAAGGGCAUGACCUGGACUCCAUGAUGGCCCAGGCCCAUUCUGUGGAGCUAGAGGUGAGGAAAAGGACUCUGGAGAAUGCCCGUCUCCUGCUGGAGAUCGACAACGCUAAGCUAGCUGCAGACGACUUCAGGAUCAAGUGGGAGACCGAGCUGGUGAUGUGCCAGUCGGUGGACAGGGACUGUGUGGCCCUGAAGAAGGCCAAGACGGACCAUGAGCAGAUCAUCUCCACCCUCAGAGGGGACCUGGACAGCCUGAAGGAGGAGCUCUACUUCCUCAAGAAGAACCACCAGGAGGAGCUGGAGCAGUUUAGGUCUCGUAUCGCCAAGGACGAGGUGAACGUGGAGCUGGACUCGUUCCAGGGCCCCGACCUGGGGGAGGUCCUGGCCGGGCUGCGCUCCCAGUACGAGGGCAUCGUCCACAAGAACAAGGAGCAGGCCGAGCAGUGGUCCCGCAAGAAGCUGGAGGUGGUGCAGCACGAGGUGAAGGAGAGCAACGAGGCGCUGCGCACCGCCCAGGCCGAGCUGGUGGACCGCCAGCGCUUCCUGCAGACCCUGGAGGUGGAGAUGGAGGGCCUCCACAAGCAGGUGUCUGCCCUGGAGGGAAACCUGGGCGAGACGGGCCAGAAGUACUCAGGGGAGAUGGAGAGACUGCAGUCCACCCUGAGCCAGAUGGAGGAGGACCUGUCCCAGCUAAGACUGGACAUGCAGCGCACCAAGACCAGCUAUGAGCAGCUGCUGCGCAUCAAGCAGAACCUGGAGAUGGAGAUCGCCACCUACAGGCGGCUGCUGGAAGGGGAGGAGACAGUUAAGGCCAUUCCAGUCGUACCAAAAAAGGAGCCUGACGUGCGCACCAGGAAGAUUGUGAAGGUGGUGACUCAGACCAUGAUCAACGGCAAGGUGGUGGAUGAGUCCAGCGAGCUGGAGCAGAUAGAGGAGACCAAGCAAUAGAGUUAGAGAGAUGGAGGGAGGGAUGGAGAGGGCAGGGGAGCUAAAGAGGAGCAGGUGAAUAGAGGGAACAACGUAGAGAGGCAAUAAAGGGCGAGAGAAGGAUUCAUAGUGUCAGCCUUGUGGACAAUGUAGGAUAGAUGAAACUGUAGAACAACAUGAAAGAGAGAGGAUUUAUUCUAUUUUUCUUCUUGCGUCUUACCUUACUUAUAACCAGUCUUACCUUUGAUAGAGUGUUGAAAUGAACAGGUUUUGUUUGGAUGAAGAUAGUUGGAAAUCUUUGUCUUUAUCGUACUUCUGCACCAUUAUAUCUGGGAGUUAGAUUUGCUUUGAACAAUUUGCGUGAGAGUAAACCAAACUGGUGCAUGUGUUAGAACUGCCUGUCAACAGUAGUUAUGUGAUGAACUUAACACGUAUUUAUUUCUUAUGCUCCUAUGCUGACUAUAUGAUCUAGCGAGAUCUCAUAAACCAGAAUGGCUUCAUAACAUUUUAAUAUGUUUGUGCGUUUGAUUAGGCUGUAUUGAAAAUAAAUAAAUAAAGAGGUUCUACAUUCAA
Messenger RNA from Gadus morhua (Atlantic cod), 1932 nucleotides. RefSeq names its product keratin, type I cytoskeletal 18. The transcript has 10 exons. Gene Ontology annotation, molecular function: structural molecule activity. The coding region runs from base 100 to 1380 and encodes 426 amino acids. Gene Ontology annotation, cellular component: cytoskeleton. The record is from RefSeq and is a predicted model, not a curated record. Lineage: Eukaryota; Metazoa; Chordata; Actinopteri; Gadiformes; Gadidae.